AUGGCAUCGUACGAGCUGAAGGAUAGGCCGGUCUUUACCAAUGAAGCUGAUGAGGACAUUUUCGCAGGCGACAAUGAUGCGAUCCAGCUUCAGCGACUUGGAAAGAAGCCGGUGCUUAAGCGAAACUUUGGCGUUCUCUCGAUUCUUGGAUUGAGUUGUACUAUUCUCGCUACAUGGGAGGGAUUACUCGAUACAUUCACCAUUGCCUUGACGAAUGGCGGUUCUGCUGGCGCUGUCUACGCCUAUAUCUUUGCCUGGACAGGAACAGCAUGUUGCUUCUUAGUCUUGUCAGAAAUGGCAUCAAUGGCACCCACCUCGGGUGGCCAAUACCACUGGACCGCCAUGCUCGCACCAGCCCGCUACAUGAAGUUCCUAAGCUACAUUACAGGAUGGCUUGCAGUCAUUGGCUGGCAAACCGCUUUCGCUUCAGCAGCCUAUCUUUCUGGCACUGAGAUCCAAGGGGUGGCAAUCCUCGCAAACGAAGCCUACAAUGCUAUGUCGUACCAAGGCACCUUGAUCAUGUGGGCGACCUUGGUCGUCGCGCUCCUAUCCAACUUGGUCGGCGGCAGGUUUUUGCCCCGACUGGAAGGUUUCGUCCUGGUCAUUCACAUCUUGGGAUUCUUCGCUAUCAUCAUCCCUUUGACAUACAUGUCCGAUCACAAGACAGAUCGCGAAGUAUUCCUUGAAUUUCUAAAUGGCGGCAACUUUGCAACCCAGGGCUUGUCUUGGUUCGUCGGUCUUAGCGGCUGCGUCUUCGCAUUCGCCGGUGGAGAUGCUGCUGUCCACAUGGCCGAAGAAGUCGCGAACGCAUCAGUUGCGAUCCCUCGUGCAAUUAUGCUCAGUGUCUUGAUCAAUGGCAGUCUCGGGUUCGGAAUGUUAAUUGGAAUUCUCUACUGCGCAGGAGACAUCGACGCUGCUCUGAACUCUCCAACCGGGUACCCCUACAUCGAGAUAUUUUACCAGGGAACAGGCUCCCUGAGCGGUACAUUGGCCAUGUGCUCAAUACUCCUGAUUAUUGGUAUCGCUUCAUGUAUCGGUAUGCUGGCCGCCACCUCUCGUCAAUUCUGGUCCUUUGCAAGAGACCGUGGUGUUCCGGGAUGGCGCCUUUGGACCCAGAUAUCAUCCCGCCACCUACCUGUCUACUCAACUCUUCUGACCACCACCAUCGCCACUUUGCUCGGCCUGAUCAACAUCGGAUCGGACGUCGCGCUGAACGAUAUCCUCUCCAUGGCUGUGUCUGGAAUCUAUUCUUCCUACCUUAUUGCCGGAGGACUUUUAUUAUACCGCCGAUGUAAAGGUGAUAUCUCCCAAGAUAACGGAAGCGACGAAACGACCGUCAAUGUGCCUGGUGCGAAAUUGGUCUGGGGACCGUUCCACGUGCGCGGAAUUUGGGGUAUAUUGCUUAAUGGUUACGCAGUGAUCUACAUGAUAAUCGUUAUUUUCUUCAGUUAUUGGCCAUCUGAUAUGAACCCAAGCGUGCAGGAUAUGAACUACAGUGUUGUAGGUACGGUUGGGGUGGUUUUCUUGGCUAUUGUGUACUAUUUCGCACGGGCUAGACAUAUCUACCAGGGUCCUGUUUUGGAGACUUCGUGA
Molecule: messenger RNA, 1593 nt
Organism: Penicillium atrosanguineum
Lineage: Eukaryota; Fungi; Ascomycota; Eurotiomycetes; Eurotiales; Aspergillaceae
Exons: 8
Coding region: 1-1593 (530 amino acids)
Biological process (GO): transmembrane transport
Cellular component (GO): membrane
Molecular function (GO): transmembrane transporter activity
Source: RefSeq, a predicted model, not a curated record